Molecule: messenger RNA, 3419 nt
Organism: Gossypium raimondii (Peruvian cotton)
Lineage: Eukaryota; Viridiplantae; Streptophyta; Magnoliopsida; Malvales; Malvaceae
Product: protein ENHANCED DISEASE RESISTANCE 4
Exons: 5
Coding region: 442-3075 (877 amino acids)
Biological process (GO): regulation of defense response to fungus
Source: RefSeq, a predicted model, not a curated record
UUUCUCUAUUAUUUUAUUAUAAACUCAGAUUUUGUGAUUCUUCAUAAAUCACAACGAACUAUACUUCUCUUUCGAGUGGAAAAUUUUCUUUUUCUGGGUGUUUUUCACUAAACUCUGGGUUACUUCAUUGUAUUUCCUUUUUUCCCUGUUUGGUUUCCGAGAAAACCCAAGAAAACGAGCGAGAAGCUUUACUUAAAGAGAAAAAGAAACGACCAUUGGUGGUUUUUUCAACCCAGUUGAUUAUAUUUCCUGUUUGGGUUUUCUGUUUUCUUAAAUAAACCUGGUUUGAUGGUGAUGGUUUUUGCAGGAGCAUUGGUUGUUUUUUAAGCUCGUUUAAAACAAAUUAUUUUUUGGAAGGAUUCUAAAUUGUUUUUUUUUUUUGGGUGUAACGUCUUUUUCUUGUUCGUCGGUUACUCGACAGGUUCUUUGAAUGACUCAGUAAUGGCUGAGUCGAACAAAGUAAGGUUAGUUCGGUGUCCAAAUUGUGAAAACCUUCUUCCAGAACUUGCUGAUUAUUCUGUUUACCAGUGUGGUGGCUGCGGUGCUGUUCUUCGAGCAAAAAUUAAGAACCCUGAAGCGGAUACCUCGUCGGAGAAAUUGGAAGAAGAUAAGCGCGGCAGAGUUUCUAGCAAAUCCGAAAUUCCGUUGAGGAAAAGAUUAGUAGAUUUGAGUGAUGCCUCCCAUGUGGAUGUUAAAUCGAGUCUUGGCUCUUUGAGGCGUGAUCAAAAUGAUGCAGAGAAGAAGAGUAAUGUUGAUUGUGAUGAUACCGGCGAUAAACAGCCGGUUGAGAAUGGAAAUAAGGAUGAAAUCACGAAUUCUGUAGAACAAGAACAGGAGGAUUCAUGUUCUGAUUUUGGAUACAUUGGGAGAUUGCAAAGGCAAGCUGUGAAGCAAGGAGAGAUGGAGGGGUUGCAGAGAAUUCCGAGAGCAGUUGUUGAAGGUGUGAGGUUUUCUACUUCGAAUCAUCCGGAUGAAGGCCCAUCGUAUGGUUAUAGUGAUUCCUUGCAGAGUCAAACGGACCAGGCUGGUUCUAGUAGGGUUCACCUUGAACAAGAUCGAGCCGAGCUUUUGAGGAAGCUAGAUGAGCUUAAAGAGCGACUUAGUCGGUCUUGUGAUGUGAUUGAUAAACCGAAAGAGAAGGAUACAUUGUUCCCGAGUGGGUCUUCCGAAGCAAAGAAGCCUUCAAUGCCCUUGUACGGACCUGAUCAACAUGGUAUGGGGGCAGGGCCGUCUUAUUUCAGUCAUUUUCCAGAGCCAUUUGCUUAUCCUGUCAGGCAUGAUAUGACUCGGCAUGGGUUGCAUCCUCCAAUGCACAAUCCAAAUCAUAUUCCUGCAUAUGGAGAUCCUUUUGGAUCCCAAAUCCUUGGACGAGCACCGCAACAAUUACCCGGAGAAUACCAACAAGCACCUCAUCCGUACUUUUCGAGACAGUAUAUGGAAAGUAAUCACGACCCAUUUAUGCCAUAUCCACAAAGUUCAGUGUUGCACCAGGCUUCUUGUUCUUGCUUUCAUUGUUACGAGAAACAUCGACGAGUUCCACCACCUAUUCCGUCCCGUUCUUUUGGUGAUAAAAGGUUCCCCGAUGUGCCUUGUAAUCCAAUGUACCAUUUUGAGAACCACGGGACUUUUAGUUCGCAUUUCCACAAUUCUAGGACUACAAUGCCUCAAAUGAGCGUGCUUCAUUCACAAGCUCAAGCUAGAUGGCCUAGUGAUCUUAAGCCGGAAAUAGGUGGUUUUGUUCAGUGCCAUCCGCAACGGGUGGUGGUAACCAGUGGUGGUCGCCGUUUUCGUCCUAUUGCUGGUGGUGCUCCAUUUAUUUUGUGUUAUAAUUGUUUUGAAUUACUACAAAUGCCAAAGAAAAAACAGCUCGUGGCAAAAACCGAAUAUAAAUUGCGUUGCGGUGCCUGUUCGAGUGUAAUAAACUUUACCAUCGUCAACAAGAAGCUUGUUCUUUGUGAUCAUGCUGAGAUGAAAGGAACUUCUGUACGGGUUGAUGAUAUCUCUGAUGGAGUUAUCAAUGAUAGUUCCUCGUAUUUCCGUGGCCGUGUGAACCGAAUUGCUGCCACUUUCUCGCCUGACGACUACGAUGAUUCUGGUUAUGAUUUUCAAUCAAUGGACCAAGAACCCGUUGUAUCGUCAAUGGGCCAGGCUUUGAAUUCAAUCGGACCUCAAGAAAUGCAAAGUUUUCAUUCUUCAUCUCUGAGCAUUUCCGAGGACGACAACAGUCCGGAUGUUUUAAUUGCUUCGAGAGAGGAAAAGAAUUCUGUUCGGCAGCCAAUCAAAUCCACCAUGUCUCCCCCACCCUCAGGUUCACCACUUCAAGACCACUUCGAUUACUCUACUAGCAAUCAAGCAGUCAACAGAUUUGGGAAGGGAAAUUGUAGUAAUCGCUCUGGUCAAGAGAAAUUCACGUCUAACAAGGCCGCCUCAAGACAAAAUUCUUUAAAAGAGGCGUCAUUACCUACCGAGAUGGAGGUUUCAUUUGACGACUAUAACACAGGAAUCUCUCAAGAUUCAGGGGAAGCAGCCAGAGAGGGUGAUCAACCAAAAGUUGCAAAAGGAGGUGAAUCGUUUUUCGUAAAUAUUGUCAAGAAGAGUUUUAAGGAUUUCUCGAGAUUUAAUCAAACUGAGGAACGCAGGAAAAGUAACAUUUCGGUUAAUGGCCAUCCUAUAACUGACCGUGUGCUUAAAAAAGCUGAAAAGAUGGCCGGACCCAUUCAACCUGGACAGUAUUGGUAUGAUUUUCGAGCUGGAUUCUGGGGUGUUCUUGGUGGGCCUUGUCUUGGCAUAAUCCCUCCAUUUAUCGAAGAAUUUAAUUAUCCAAUGCCAGAAAACUGUGCCGGUGGAACCACUGGUGUUUUCGUAAAUGGGAGAGAGCUCCAUCAGAAAGAUUUGGAUUUGCUUGCUAAUAGAGGGCUUCCAACCGAUAGAGAUAGAUCUUACAUCAUCGAGAUCUCUGGCAGAGUCCUGGACGAAGACACUGGUGAAGAGCUAGAUUGCCUUGGCAAACUUGCCCCGACAGUUGAGAAAGCAAAGCACGGUUUCGGCAUGAAAGUUCCAAAAGUAGCCGCGUAAUGAAAUACAUAAUGAUCCCCACAGUUAAUCCCGCGGAUACAAGAAGUUUGGUUCGUUCUCCAUUGAGUGUGGAAAUAAUCAACUGGCAAACUGGUUGGAAGGUUAGAAAUCCGAUCGAUGUUUUUCUAGCUAACUUUGAGGUUGUCGAUGUUGGAUGGUUUCUUAAUCCGAUAAGCGAAAAAUAUAAAUAUUUCAAUACAUGUUCUAAAUGAUUGCUUUUCAAGUUAUGUAAUGCAUAUGCAAAUAUUGCAAUAUAAAAUCUUUGUUUCAUUGUAUCUCAUUGUUUUUCAAUAUAGAAAUGUUUGAAAUUGAACCGAGCUUGAAUGAACGGACUUAUCUUCAUA